Messenger RNA from Strongyloides ratti, 573 nucleotides. RefSeq lists its product as hypothetical. The record is from RefSeq and is a predicted model, not a curated record. The transcript is spliced from 3 exons. Bases 1 to 573 code for a protein of 190 amino acids. Lineage: Eukaryota; Metazoa; Nematoda; Chromadorea; Rhabditida; Strongyloididae.
AUGUCUAGGUACAAUAUUUUCCUCGUUUUGUGUGUAAUCUUUUUGUUAACAAGUAAUUUAAUUAAUGCCUACAAUACUACAACUAACAAUGCUGUAAAUUCAAGGAAUAAAUUAGGAACAUUUAGCAUAGCUUUGAAGAUUCAAGAAAAUUUGAGUUCUGGAUAUGAUUCUAUCAAAACUGGUUUUAGUAAGAUUACUGGAUCAUAUUAUGAAGAGUCCAUUGAUCAACAGGUGCCAUUAAAUAACUCUACAACAAUUGUAACUGAGAAAAAUAAUUAUGCUCAAAAGUACAUAAAUAAAAUUACUACUGUUGUAAAAUUAUAUAUUGGAGAAGAAAUUCCACUAAUAAAAAUUGCUGUACUUCAUGGAAUAGGUAUAACAACGUUCUAUUUAGCAUUAAUAUGCUUCAUUAUUCUUCGAUCAAUAAUUUUCAAAUCAUCAUCGUAUCAGUCAUCUAGAAAAAGGAGAGACACAAAUUCAAGAAAUUUAAAAGAAAACUUUAUACCAGCAAAUUUAGUGGAUCAUAAAAAGACAUAUAAUUUUGAAAGUAAAGACAACACUGUAUGUAAUUGA